Molecule: messenger RNA, 1088 nt
Organism: Hibiscus syriacus
Lineage: Eukaryota; Viridiplantae; Streptophyta; Magnoliopsida; Malvales; Malvaceae
Product: transcription factor MYB106-like
Exons: 3
Coding region: 1-1062 (353 amino acids)
Source: RefSeq, a predicted model, not a curated record
AUGGGACAGUCUCCAUGUUGCGAUAAGGUGGGGAUGAAGAAAGGGCCAUGGACUCCCGAAGAAGAUCAAAAGCUCUUGGCUUUCAUCGAACAACAUGGCCAUGGAAGGUGGCGCGCUUUGCCUGCAAAAGCUGGGCUUCAAAGAUGUGGUAAGAGUUGCAGACUCAGGUGGAUUAACUACUUGAGACCCGAUAUCAAGAGAGGAAAGUUCAGUCUACAUGAAGAACAAACAAUCAUUCAACUCCAUGCCCUUCUCGGAAACAAGUGGUCGGUAAUUGCAACUCAUUUACCAAAAAGAACAGACAAUGAGAUCAAGAACUACUGGAACACACAUCUGAAGAAAAGACUGAACAAGAUGGGGAUCGAUCCGGUCACCCACAAGCCUAAAACCGAUGCCCUCGGGUCCGCAACCGGCAACCCCAAGGAUGCAGCUAACCUCAGCCACAUAGCUCAAUGGGAGAGUGCCCGGUUAGAAGCCGAAGCUAGGUUGGUUCGAGAGGCGAAGCUCGUUUCAAAUCCUCCCCAAAAUCUGCAGACAGCCCUUGGCUCGUCCUCUUCCUCCUCCUCGGUUCCACAGCUCAUUAACAGUGCUGCUAUGGCUCCGCCAACAACUAGGUCACAAUGCCUUGAUGUUCUCAAAGCUUGGCAAGGCGUCGUCACCGGAUUGUUCACGUUCAACACCGACAACCUCCAGUCUCCGGCGUCGACUCUGAAUUCCAUGGAAAACAUGUUACCGAACGGAUUAAUCAACGACCAUGGGAUUGAAUACUGUAGUGGAAGUAAUCGGGAAAACAAGGAUAAAUUAUUAGACAACAACAUGGGAUUGAACGAAAUGGCUGCAUGGCCUCAUCAAGAUCUACACAAGGAAGAAAACAUGAAUAUGGAAGGUAAUAAUUACCCGGAUAUAAUGGUUUGGGAUUCUUGCAAUGAUCAUCAGCAGGAUCCGUCAAUGGCGGCGACUGGUGAAAACUUGAAGGAAACAAACUAUGGCGGUGAUAGUAGCAGUAGUAGUUUUGAGGAAUACAAGAAUUACUGGAAUAAUAUCCUUAAUUUAUUAAGUUAACUAGUCGAGUAUGGCUACAAUGAAGA